Exophiala oligosperma is the source of this 4131-nucleotide messenger RNA. RefSeq lists its product as uncharacterized. The transcript has a single exon. Gene Ontology annotation, molecular function: protein binding. The record is from RefSeq and is a predicted model, not a curated record. Lineage: Eukaryota; Fungi; Ascomycota; Eurotiomycetes; Chaetothyriales; Herpotrichiellaceae. Bases 750 to 3539 code for a protein of 929 amino acids.
ACGAUCCCCCCCUUCGUGGCUCGUUGGUGAGGGAAAGGCCCCUACACUGCUUCAAGUUUAGGCUGCACCUCUCGCUCUCCCUCUCUCGUCUCUCUUUGACUGUGCUCGUAUGGAUACCCGUUCUCUCUGUGUCCCUCCAUCUCUUCCUUUCGCCAUCCCAUCCUCUCUUCCUUCCAGCAAGACACUUCCCAUUCUCUCGACAUUCUUCUCGACGCCAUCUUUUCCUUUGUCACUCGCGGACCCUCUUCAAAUCACUCUACUCGUCCUCUUGACUUCGAUUCUCCUGUUCUUGCCUCCGACCGUCCCAUCGAUCUUUUCCGUCGCCGUGUCCCAACUCUGGUCACCAAUUCUUCAACUCGACAAACACACCUUGUAAUCGCCUGGAACGCCUCUCAAGUAUCUCAAAACUCCUAUAGAGACCUCAUUGUACAUCUCAGUGCCCUUUUUGACCCUUUGCGACACCUCCUAUCCCGUCUGCGCCUAGGCGACCCUUCUUCCGAUCCGUCAGGACACACUUUUGACCACUUCUCGAGGGUGAAAAGAAUCCGAAAAAGGCGAGAGGGCGCUCCAAAGGCCACAGACGGCAUCUCCUACUCGACGCGAUACGUUCUACACUUGUUUUGGGCCCCUCGGUGCUGGGUGUGUCGAUACUGCCCUAGCGAUGCGCGAUAUGCGACAUACGAGUUUAUGACCUGAAUCACUCCAAAUCAUCCUCAAAAUCGAUCCAUGAGGACAAACCCUGCCAGAUUAUGACAGAGUCCUCCCUCCUCACCACGCAUCCCGCAACGAACCAUUAUCCGGUCACCGCCGCUCCUUCCCUGGCCUCUCCCUUGCCAAAUGGCUCUCUGUCCGACACCAAUCUCCAAGAAGAGGAGGAAUACACCAUCAAAUGCAUAUGCAUAUAUGCAGACGAUGAUGGCAACACCGUCUACUGCCCCAAAUGUGACACGUGGCAGCACAUUGAGUGCUACUACCACGGCAAAAAGGUUCCAGAAGAGCAUUUUUGUGCAGACUGCUUCCCCCGAGAUCUUGACGCGAAGAAGGCCACCGACAGACAAAAGCGGCGCAGAGAAGCUCUCGACGGCGGUGACCGGAAGGUCAAGAGACCUAACACCAAAACCCAAAAGAAAAAGCACAAGGACAGCAUCUCGGCGGCCGACCAGAUCAACGGCUGGCACUCACUCGAUCGCAAUGAUUCGGUCGGUAGCACAAAAGAAGGCCCUCCUGCGAAGAAGCCGAAAACAAACCAUCGGACGACCGGUUCUGUCGUCUCCGUGAAUGGUGAAUCCAGGAAACGCGCAGCCUCUAAUGUUCAGUCUUACCCGAGUCCUUCCAAAUCCCCUCAAGACCUCUUCCGUUUUCCUGCCAUUCCGACAUACACCUCCGAAUUCCUGGAACUCUACGACCGUGAUCAAGGUAACACAAAUGCACGAGACAACGAGCAAACGAUCCAAGCGGCCAACAAGCUGUCCAUGUGGCGAACCGAGCCUUCCUUAGUGGUGAGUGCUCCUGGACAGCAACCCACAGCGAAAUCGCCCUUUGUACAUCUCAAUCAUCCGUUGGACCAAAGUGCCUUGCCUCCUGUCACAGUCGAAACAAUCUCGAAGAAGGACACCGAGUUCGAGGGCCGUUUUCCGACGUGGCGCUUCUUACGCCUUCAGUCCUCAGUAAAGAAGGACGAGAUUGUAGGCGAAGUCCGCGGCCAAGUCGGCAUGCUGGAGGAGUAUUGUCAGCAGAAGUCAUCAUCGAAUCGAUGGCAGGAACUACGGCAUCCGGAUCCUUUUGUGUUUUUCCACCCUCACAUGGACAUCUACAUCGAUAGCAGGAAAUCGGGGACGCAAUUUCGCUACAUCCGGAGGUCGUGUAAGCCCAACGUGACGCUCAAAACGUUUGUCUCUGACGACGAUGAGACACAUCACUGUUUUGUCGCCAGCAAAGACAUCCCGGCCGGAUCCGAACUGACCACGACUUGGUUUCUGGAUCAGGGCAUGUUUUCUGUGGAUGCUGUUCAGAACGAUUCGGAGCAAGCUCAAAGUCGACGCCUUGAUUGGGUAAGCCGAGUUCUGGCCAACUUUGGUGAUUGUGCCUGCGAUUCGAACCAGCCUUGUCUACUCGCCAACUUUGACCGAAGACUCCCAGCCAAGUCAAUCGACAUUGGGGCGAAGGAGAAAGGAGGGCGGAAGAAGAAAAGUAAGAGCAAACAAGCCGUUUCGCCUUUGAGCACUGGACAGGCCACCAACAGUCGGGCAGGAAGUGAACCCAAAUUACUCGACGAUGAAGACCAGUUUGACCGACGCUCCACGUCCGAGUCGACUCCUAGUAAUCCGCAAAGUCGAGAUAUUACUCCAGUCAAUAUUGCUGCUCUGGAUGCCGAUCCGGUUUUGGGCAAUGGACUUACAGCUCGAGAAUUGCGCAAGAUUCAAAUGGCGGAGCGAGCGUUUGCCCAAAAAGAGCAAGAAAAGAAAGAUCAAUCCGGGCAAGGACAAUCACGCAAGAAGAAGAGGACCAGUGGCGGGUCGAAUCUCAACACGCCUGGGGCUGCUUCGUCGAGACAACUGGGGCCCAAUUCGCAACCUCCAACACCCAGCGGUCAUCCCCUCAGCCGGUCUCAUGACCAGGCGUUCGGAUCUCCGCCGCCAGGUAAAGGUGCCUACAGACGUGCCAAGUCUUCGGAUUCUGCAAGCAGAGGUGAAGUCAAGCCGGAACGACCUGUGUAUGUUGAUGCUGCUGUCCAGACACAGACCGAAGAAUGUGAAAUGGUGGCGCCGUCUCCCAAGCGCAGAAAGUUCUGCACUCCAACACAGCGCCUGCUGAAGAGAUUGUUGCACGAUCGAGCGAAACAUAAUCAACGAUCUCGGUCACCAACAUCGCCCUCCACUGCCUCUAUGCCUGGCCCAUCCGCAUCCACGGGUGUUCCUGAUGAUGUCGAAAUGAAGGACGUUGUAAUGGCCAGCGAGAUCACCUCGCCUCAGCAAUCUCCAACCGAUGUCAAGGUUAGUGGCAGUCCGGUUAAUGUGGGAACGACAACAUAUCCUCUGCCUUCUCAAGCGGCUCACACGUUACCACCGCUCAAGUCUCCAGGCCCCCCUCGGCUGCAUUUGUCUCCGCUGCCUCCAGUUCCAACUUUCUCCUCUAUUGGCAUGGGUGCUACGACGUCGACCAACACUGCCAUGACUCCCGGGCCUGCGACAGUGGUGGCCCAGUCGCCUUCAGCAUUGACAUCUUCUAGCCCUUUUCCGAUGACGCCCAGUGCUGUUGUUACCCCAAGCCCAGCUAGGAAAAAGCUGAGUUUAGGGGACUAUCUGAGUCGACGAGCGGCCUCGACGCCUUCCGUGGAAAAGCUACAGUCGGAGGGAGGUAUCCAUCUUCCGGCCGAACAGAUCAAGGAAGGUGAGCCAGGCAGUUCUUCGCCGGUUGCCGAUCCAGCAAAGACCACUGAAGAAGUUGGGGUCAAGCAAGAAGGAGACGAGAAGGAAUACAGUCCUCCAGAAGACGUGCCACCGGUUGGGGCAAAAUCAGAACAAGCUCGAGAUGACUGAUGUCCCAAAUCCACGACUUGGGUAUCCUGCGAUGAAGCUGGGCGUUAAUUCGAGUUGCCAUUUCCAUGAAUGAAUAGACUACUUUGGACCUUUCACGAGGCUUGGGCACACAGGGUUGAUGAGGCUAGAGUGGGGCUGGGGGAAUGGGAAACAGAAGCAUCUUGACGACAGAUGCACAAUACUGCUCGGGGGUUGUUUUACGUGUCGGCGUUGUGGGGAUGGGAUUUCACAGCAUGUUACGGUUGUCAAGGCAGGAUGGAUAUGGAUCCAAGAAGAUCCCGACUUCAGGCAGUCCUGGAGAUUGGGCUUUUGUUAUGUGUAUAUAUUAUUAGUGACCCUAGUGGCGACCGUUAUGUGUCAUUCUGCCACCGACGAGCUUUUCUUUUCCUUGGUGGUCAAUAUUUGUGUAUCUUGUAUGAGAGAGUGUAUGAAGGAGAGAAGGAAUGGAGCCGAAGAGCUGAAGUACAAGGAAGAGCUUGUUACAAGAGAAACAAAACAGCAUGUCGGUUUGAGAAGAGCAAUGAAUAACAGAAAAUCCAUCUCCUCAAAAAGGCCUCUCGAUGUAUUGUAGUAGUAACUUUGUUGUUUUUCG